This is a messenger RNA of Mus musculus (house mouse), 359 nucleotides long. Its product is annotated as predicted gene 20620. The transcript has 2 exons. NCBI's taxonomy places the organism in Eukaryota, Metazoa, Chordata, Mammalia, Rodentia, Muridae. Bases 1 to 249 code for a protein of 82 amino acids. The record is from RefSeq and is a predicted model, not a curated record.
AUGGCCCAGCAGUUCCAAUCCUGGAACCUGCAUAAAAAGCUGGAUGUCCUUUCUCCUCGUUGGGCGUCUGAAGGCAACGCAGGUCACCAGAAGCUCUACUGGAGUCACCCACGGAAGUUCAGCCAGGGUUCUCGCUCUUGCCGAGUCUGCUCCAACCGCCGCGGUCUGAUUCCCAAAUACCGGCUGAACAUGUGUCGCCAGUGCUUCUGGCAGUACGCGAAGGACAUAGGCUUCAUUAAGUUGGACUAAGCGACCUUGAAUGGAUUGUUCGACUGACUACCAAGUGGAACGGAUGAUGCUAGUCUCUGUGCACAAAGAAUAAAAAUGUGAAGACCUUAAAAAAAAAUAAAGCUGGAUGU